Messenger RNA from Myotis davidii, 1256 nucleotides. It is a transcript of the gene CGREF1, whose product is annotated as cell growth regulator with EF-hand domain 1. The transcript has 6 exons. The coding region runs from base 289 to 1056 and encodes 255 amino acids. The record is from RefSeq and is a predicted model, not a curated record. Gene Ontology annotation, molecular function: calcium ion binding. NCBI's taxonomy places the organism in Eukaryota, Metazoa, Chordata, Mammalia, Chiroptera, Vespertilionidae.
CGGAGUGAUGGAAGCUGCAUGAACAGAUGGGGAGUGAGGAAAGAGCCCAGGGGAAUUCUGAAGCAUGAAGAAAACGAAGAAGAAAUGACUACAGAGAGAGAAACGGUGUUGCCGAAACCAACAGGUACCGUGCUCCCAGGAGGUGGAGUCGUUCACCAGGAAAGUGGCAGGAGGACCCUGAUGAGAGCGGGUUUGCUGAGAUGGAAGCUGGUGGGAAGCAGCUGGUGGAGAAGGAGAAGAUGAAGACUCCAGCGAGGGAAGGUGUUCCCUGUUCCAGCUCCAGGAGAGAUGUUACCUUGGACGAUGAUGUUCGUGCUGCUGCUGCUGCUGCCCCUGAGUCAGGCUGCCCCCAGGGAUGGAACCGCGAGGCCGGUCCCUGAAGUGCAGCAGCAGCCCCUACCCAACCCCUUCCAGCCAGGCCAGGAGCAGCUCCGACUUCUGCGGAGCUACCUAAAGGGACUAGAGAGGAUGGAAGAGGAGCCGGAGCACAUGAGCCGGGAGCAGGUCCUGCUCUACCUCUUUGCCCUCCAUGACUAUGACCAGAGUGGACAGCUGGACGGCCUGGAGCUGAUGUCCAUGUUGACAGCAGCUCUGGCCCCCGGAGCCGCUGACUCUCCCACCACCAACCCAGUGGUCCUGGUCGUGGACGAGGUGCUGGAGACGCAGGACCUGAACGGGGACGGGCUCAUGACCCCGGCAGAGCUCGUCAACUUUCCCGGCGAGGCCCCGAGGCCCUCGGAGCACCCAGAGCCCCCGGAGCCACAAGAUCUGGGGAGGCAGCCCCCGUCAGCCGAGAGCCCACCAGGACAAGCAGCACAGGAAGCCCUGGGCCCCAGAGGAGAGGAGGGGCAGGUGGAGGCCGGAAAGGAGCCCUUGGAGCCUGGACAGGAGGCUGGGGAAACGGCCCCAGACCCCGGAGCGGAGGCCGGGGCCCAGGCCGAGGCCAGGGACGCUGGAAAGGAAGCGGAGGAGCAGCCAGGGGAAACACUGGAGUCUAAGAACCCCCCAAGUGAGUUUGAGGUUCAUGCUAUUCAACUGGAGAACGACGAGAUAUAAGCCUCGAGGAUGCAGGUGUGUGCGGGGAAGUCUCAGUGCCAACAUGUGCUCCGAAGGGCGGGGGGUGUGUAUUGGGACAAGGACCACCUCUGGCCCCUCCUGGUCCAGUAGGUGCGGCCCUUUCUGUGUGGCCCAUGGAGACCCUGUGCUGAGGGACAGCUUUAGGGCCUGGACAACCAAUAAAGACCUGAAUAAACUCA